Messenger RNA from Jaculus jaculus (lesser Egyptian jerboa), 4997 nucleotides. It is a transcript of the gene Grid2, whose product is annotated as glutamate ionotropic receptor delta type subunit 2. Gene Ontology annotation, molecular function: transmitter-gated monoatomic ion channel activity involved in regulation of postsynaptic membrane potential; glutamate-gated receptor activity. Gene Ontology annotation, biological process: modulation of chemical synaptic transmission; synaptic transmission, glutamatergic; monoatomic ion transport. The record is from RefSeq and is a predicted model, not a curated record. The coding region runs from base 285 to 3044 and encodes 919 amino acids. Gene Ontology annotation, cellular component: postsynaptic membrane; plasma membrane. The transcript has 16 exons. Lineage: Eukaryota; Metazoa; Chordata; Mammalia; Rodentia; Dipodidae.
CAAAAGCCAAACUGCAAACAACUCUGGCGAUGCCAAAAUUCCUCUCCAAGUGACACGGCUUUGCGAAGGAGGCUUUUCCCGAGACUGGGCUGCCGCGCGCGGCGCAUCGCCCUCUGCCUUCCUCGCGGACGAUACCAGCCUUCGCUUUGGCGAUAGGAAUUUAGAUGAAAAAGCUGCGCCUAACUCUAUCGCCACAUCAAACUCUUUGGACUGGUUAAAAUAAAAAAAAAUAUAUCUGUCGUGGAAGGACAGUCCAUCGUCAAAGAGGAUCAGCAUAGGAGGCGAUGGAAGUUUUCCCCUUGUUCUUGGUGUUGUCCGUCUGGUGGUCUCGAUCCUGGGACUCGGCGACUGCGGAUUCGAUCAUCCACAUCGGAGCAAUUUUUGAUGAAUCUGCCAAAAAGGAUGAUGAGGUAUUUCGUACAGCAGUUGGUGACCUCAACCAGAAUGAAGAAAUCCUACAAACUGAGAAAAUCACAUUUUCAGUGACGUUUGUUGAUGGCAACAACCCCUUUCAAGCUGUCCAAGAAGCUUGUGAACUGAUGAACCAGGGCAUCUUAGCUCUGGUCAGCUCCAUUGGCUGCACAUCAGCAGGGUCGCUCCAGUCCUUGGCAGACGCCAUGCAUAUCCCCCACCUCUUCAUUCAGCGUUCAACAGCUGGGACCCCAAGAAGUGGCUGUGGGCUCACCAGGAGCAAUAGGAAUGAUGACUACACCCUCUCAGUUCGCCCACCUGUCUAUUUGAAUGAAGUUAUCCUACGAGUGGUCACCGAGUAUGCCUGGCAAAAAUUCAUUAUAUUCUAUGACAGUGAGUACGAUAUCCGGGGAAUACAGGAGUUUUUGGACAAAGUGUCUCAGCAGGGCAUGGAUGUUGCCCUUCAGAAGGUUGAGAACAACAUAAAUAAGAUGAUCACCACUCUCUUUGACACUAUGAGGAUAGAGGAAUUGAAUCGCUAUCGAGACACUCUUAGACGAGCCAUUCUGGUUAUGAAUCCUGCCACAGCUAAAUCCUUCAUUAGUGAGGUGGUGGAAACUAAUCUGGUUGCUUUUGACUGUCACUGGAUCAUCAUAAAUGAGGAGAUAAAUGAUUUGGAUGUCCAGGAACUUGUAAGAAGGUCAAUCGGAAGGUUAACAAUUAUCAGGCAGACAUUUCCAGUCCCUCAGAACAUAAGUCAACGCUGUUUCCGUGGUAACCAUCGAAUAUCUUCAACACUGUGCGAUCCAAAGGAUCCAUUCGCUCAGAAUAUGGAGAUUUCAAACCUGUACAUAUACGACACGGUGCUUCUGCUCGCCAAUGCUUUUCAUAAGAAACUGGAGGACCGAAAGUGGCACAGCAUGGCAAGUUUGUCAUGUAUUAGAAAGAACUCAAAGCCCUGGCAGGGAGGACGCUCCAUGCUGGAGACUAUCAAGAAGGGUGGAGUUAAUGGCUUGACUGGAGAGUUAGAGUUUGGAGAAAAUGGAGGGAAUCCCAAUGUCCACUUUGAAAUCCUCGGAACCAACUACGGAGAAGAACUUGGCAGAGGUGUGCGUAAACUUGGAUGCUGGAAUCCUGUGACAGGUCUCAAUGGAUCACUGACUGACAAGAAACUGGAAAAUAACAUGCGGGGUGUGGUUCUGCGUGUGGUGACUGUGCUGGAGGAACCUUUUGUUAUGGUCUCAGAAAAUGUUUUGGGAAAGCCAAAGAAAUACCAGGGCUUCUCCAUUGAUGUUCUGGAUGCCUUAUCUAACUACCUGGGCUUUAACUAUGAAAUUUAUGUUGCACCGGAUCACAAGUAUGGAAGCCCUCAGGAAGACGGCACAUGGAAUGGAUUAGUGGGAGAACUUGUUUUCAAGAGAGCCGACAUAGGGAUUUCUGCUUUAACCAUCACUCCAGAUCGUGAGAAUGUUGUGGACUUUACAACACGUUAUAUGGAUUACUCUGUGGGAGUCCUACUCCGAAGGGCUGAAAAGACAGUGGAUAUGUUUGCCUGUCUUGCACCAUUUGAUUUGUCUCUAUGGGCCUGUAUUGCUGGUACAGUCCUUCUGGUGGGUCUACUGGUCUACCUCUUGAACUGGCUUAAUCCCCCACGGUUACAGAUGGGAUCAAUGACAUCUACUACACUCUACAACUCCAUGUGGUUUGUGUAUGGUUCCUUUGUACAGCAAGGUGGGGAAGUCCCUUACACAACUUUGGCUACCAGAAUGAUGAUGGGGGCCUGGUGGCUAUUUGCUUUGAUUGUCAUCUCAUCUUAUACAGCAAACCUUGCCGCUUUCCUCACUAUUACCCGCAUUGAAAGCUCCAUCCAGUCUCUCCAGGACCUGUCCAAGCAAACAGAAAUCCCUUAUGGCACAGUCCUGGACUCUGCAGUGUAUGAGCAUGUCCGUGUGAAGGGUUUAAAUCCUUUUGAGAGGGACAGCAUGUACUCCCAAAUGUGGCGAAUGAUCAACCGAAGCAAUGGAUCAGAGAACAAUGUCCUGGAAUCCCAAGCAGGCAUUCAAAAGGUAAAAUAUGGAAAUUAUGCCUUUGUAUGGGAUGCAGCUGUAUUAGAGUACGUGGCUAUCAAUGACCCAGACUGCUCGUUUUACACUAUUGGGAACACAGUGGCUGACCGGGGAUAUGGAAUUGCUUUGCAACACGGCAGUCCUUAUCGAGAUGUUUUCUCACAAAGGAUCUUGGAGCUUCAGCAGAGUGGUGACAUGGACAUCCUGAAGCACAAGUGGUGGCCUAAGAAUGGGCAGUGUGACCUGUACUCUUCGGUGGACACAAAGCAGAAGGGCGGCGCCUUGGACAUCAAGAGCUUCGCUGGUGUUUUCUGUAUCCUGGCUGCAGGCAUCGUGCUCUCCUGCUUCAUAGCCAUGCUGGAGACAUGGUGGAAUAAGAGAAAGGGCUCCCGGGUCCCAUCCAAAGAGGCCUCAUCCCUGCAGAAAGAAACGACAGUAGCUGAGAGAAGGAAUGCGUGGCCUCUGAGGCCAUGUUUGAAACUCGGGAGCAACACCUGGAGAAGCCAGGCAGCCAGCCACGGCUUGCACCAAUCAGCACAACGAGGAGGACCUCUCGAUGACCCUUAACCUCUGCCGUCCCCAGAGCGGCUGAUCUCUUUCCCACCUCUUGAUUUCAGGACUCCCUCGCUCCUGAGUACCCGUACCUGGUGAACCGAUGUACUAUCUCUUAAAUGGAAAAUUCUGAUCCAGUUCAAGAAAGCUGUCCUCACAAGGCUGUGGCCACCAAAAAUCCUUGCUGCACCCCACUCACAAGAGCAGCCAAGGGACUGCUGCUUCCAGCCACAGGGAGCCAAUUUUGCCCGUGCCAGCCCAUCAGCCUGAGGGAUGCUUCUGGGUAAUGACUUUUGCCUGUGUGUCCCAGUCAAGAGCACUCAGCCUGAGGUCCAGGUCAGAGUCAUAGGAGUUUUGUCCGCAUCUUCUACCUGUUCAAGACUCACACAAUCUCAGCCCUGGGUCUUGAGACUUCUCAUGGCUAAAGAUACAGGGAGAUGUGAAGGACCAAGGAGAAUGUGCCUUGGCAGAACUUAACCAGAAAAGGAGCCUUCUUCCGACCCUUACUGAAUCAAUUGUGAUUGUUUAAUUGUAUUUGGAGACUUGUCAUAGAUUUUUUGUCUCUAAGUAUGUUAUCUUCAUAUUUACAGAAAAGGACUACUUUUCUCCAUGCCAAGGGGCAUUUACUUUUAUCCAGUGUCUGAAAGGUGCACAUGUUGCAUGGAUUCUUGGCUAAUGUACAGCCUUUAUUUUGAAUCCAUAGCUAGCAUAUUGUCACCAAAAACAGGCAUCAUUUGGAUGCUGUGGUUCCGUCCUGGCAUUGCAGUGCCCGUGUAUGCUACCCGUCCAGAGACAGCUGAGUUCUCCCCAGUCCCAUACCCGCAUUCAUCUCCAAUACCUAUUCCAUGCAAAUAGUCUCUUAAACAAAAUAGGGAAGCAUCCCAUGAAACAUACCAACCCCUUAUGACCUCGGUUUUUAUGAGGACCUGCUCUGCUCCAAGCAUUGUAUUAAAUUCUGGUAAUACAACGGUUAAGUCAUGUUUUUACCCAAGGAAGUUUCCAUUUCAGUGGGGAAGUCAGAGGAGUCACCAGCCUGAUGAAUUCUGCAGUAGUGCCGCGAUGGCUGUGAGAUUCCCAGGCUCUGUUCCUUGAUUGCCAAGACCCAGGCUCACUCCCAGAGGAUCUUCUAACAUGCCAAAGCAACCCUCAAGGUGAAAGCCAACACACAAUCUUCCAUGGCAGAACCUUUGAAGGUGGCGAUCCAAUGGAUUCCAGUCUCUGAAGUGUUAGUUCUUAACCACCUGACUUGUAAACAACCUAGAUGUUCACUUACAGAGUACCUUCCCCAAUUGCUCAUCAAACUGACAAUUCUCAGUCCAUAGCUCAUGUGUGAAAAAUCAGGUUUUGAAGUCAGAAGACAUGGCUUUCAAUUUUGGCCCAGACACAUACCAUGACUGUGGGCGAAUCACUUACACUUUUUGUCUUUGGUGUCUGUCUUUACAAAAUAAAAAAUUUAAAAAUAUAUAUUAUAUGCUGUACCUACCUCACAGGGUUGUUGUGAGAAUCAAGUGAAACCAUGUAAAAAUGCUUUGUAUCAUUUCAAAGCUAUCAUUUUUAGUCACCACAUUUCCAAGUGUUCUUCAUCCUCACUACCAAAUGCAAUGCCAUACUUUGUCAUGAGGAUAUAUUCUUAUCCAGCCUCUGCCCUGCUCAAGGAAGUGGCACAUUGAAAACCAAGGUCAUACCCUACUAGAUAUCUUAUUUCAAUACAGAAUUCUCCUGCUUCCCAGAAUGACCAAGGUACGGAAAAGACCAAAGCCAAGGCCCUAUAGACAUUUCAAAACCAAUGCACAAUUACCCUUAGACAGCUGCCACCCUUCUUCAUAAAAGGCUAUCACAUCCCAAGACUUAUGACAGAGGGUCCAUGAUUGACCCCAGAAAACUAACCAGACUGCAGUAGUCCAGGGUGUCAACUAGGUUCCAGUUGUUAGGGAAUCACCAGUAUUGCAGUGUGGUGCGCACCUCAUG